Candidozyma haemuli is the source of this 1500-nucleotide messenger RNA. RefSeq lists its product as uncharacterized. The record is from RefSeq and is a predicted model, not a curated record. Gene Ontology annotation, molecular function: aldehyde dehydrogenase (NAD+) activity. Bases 1 to 1500 code for a protein of 499 amino acids. Lineage: Eukaryota; Fungi; Ascomycota; Pichiomycetes; Serinales; Metschnikowiaceae. The transcript has a single exon.
AUGUCUCUUCCUUUGGAAUACCCAGUGACGUUGCCCAAUGGGCUCAAGUUCGACCAGCCUUCGGGAUUGUUCAUUAACAAUGAGUUUGUUAAGCCUCAAAAGGGUAAGGUGCUCGACUCCAUCAACCCAUCUACUGGCGAAAUCAAUGGUUCCGUGUAUGCUGCUGAAAAGGAGGAUGUGGACGUGGCCGUAAAGGCUGCUAGAACAGCUUUUGGCAAGUGGAAGUACGUUUCUGGUGCCAAAAGAGGCGGCUUGUUGUAUAAGUUUGCCAGUUUGAUUGAGAGAGAUGUGGAAUUGAUCAACGCCAUUGAGGCCUGGGACUCUGGUAAGAACAAGGACCUGAACGCUAGGUUCGAUGUUGCAGAGUUUAUCAACGUUUUCAAGUACUACGCCGGCUGGGCCGACAAGAUCACUGGUAAGGUUAUCCAGAACGAUCCUAGAAAACUUGCCUACACUGUGCACGAGCCAUUUGGCGUUUGUGGCCAGAUCAUUCCAUGGAACUUCCCAUUGCUUAUGGCUGCAUGGAAGUUGGCUCCUGCUCUUGCUGCUGGUAACGUUGUGGUGUUGAAGACUUCUGAGAUCACGCCUUUGUCGCUUUUGUUCGUCAGUAAGUACUUCAAGGAGGCUGGUUUCCCACCAGGUGUGGUGAACAUCAUCUCCGGUUACGGUGCUACUGCUGGUUCAGCCUUGGCCUCUCACAAUGACGUUGACAAGAUCGCCUUCACCGGUUCCACUGCCACUGGUAAGAUCAUUACCCAAUUGGCUUCCUCCAACAUGAAGGCUGUGACCUUGGAAUUGGGUGGUAAGUCGCCUCUUAUUAUCAGACAAGAUGCUGAGUUGGACCAGGCUGUGAAAUGGUCUGCUAUUGGUGUCAUGUCCAACCAGGGCCAGAUCUGUAGUGCUACGUCGAGAAUCUUGGUCCACGAGUCUGUCCACGACGAGUUUGUCAAGCAGUUCGUUUCCCACGUCAAGGAGGCUUACAAGCAAGGUGAUGUUUUUGAAAAGGGCGUUGUUGUGGGCCCUCAGGUAUCUCAAGUCCAGUACGAUAAGGUCUUGGGCUACAUUGAUAUUGGUAAGAAGGAAGGUGCCAAGGUCGCCUUGGGAGGUGAGGCCAACAAAGACGCCGGUAAAGGUUUCUUCAUCAAGCCUACUAUCCUCACUGACGUCCAGCACAGCUAUAGAGUUGCUCGUGAGGAGAUCUUUGGUCCAGUCGUAACUGUCAUCAAGUACUCCACCGACGAAGAAGCUGUUGAAAUCGCCAACUCUACUGAAUACGGUUUGGGUGCCGCUGUCUUCACCACCAACAUCGUCAAGGCCCACCAGAUGGCUGCUGAUAUCCAGUCAGGUAUGGUCUGGAUCAACUCUUCCAACGACGCUGACGUCCACAUCCCAUUCGGCGGUGUCAAGUUGAGUGGUAACGGCAGAGAACUUGGCGAAUACGGUCUUACUACGUACACGCAAGCCAAGGCGGUCCACGUGAACAUUGGCACCAGAUUGUAA